This is a messenger RNA of Glycine soja, 685 nucleotides long. Its product is annotated as diphthamide biosynthesis protein 3-like. The transcript is spliced from 2 exons. The record is from RefSeq and is a predicted model, not a curated record. Lineage: Eukaryota; Viridiplantae; Streptophyta; Magnoliopsida; Fabales; Fabaceae. Gene Ontology annotation, biological process: protein histidyl modification to diphthamide; tRNA wobble uridine modification. Gene Ontology annotation, molecular function: metal ion binding. Bases 108 to 368 code for a protein of 86 amino acids. Gene Ontology annotation, cellular component: nucleus; cytosol.
AUUUUAGCAACAGCUUCUUUUGUUCCGCAUAGGAGUGUUGUUGGGUUGCUGGUACUUCUGAAAAGCCCACCCCAAAGUCGAAACGAAAGCGCAGAGAGAGCGAAACGAUGUCGUACGACGAUGUGGAGAUCGAGGACAUGGAGUGGAACGAGGAGUUGCAGGCGUACACGUACCCGUGCCCGUGCGGGGACCUGUUCCAGAUCACGAAGGAAGACCUUAAGCUCGGCGAAGAGAUUGCUCGAUGCCCUAGUUGCUCUCUCUACAUCACCGUCAUCUACAACCUCGAAGAUUUCCUCUCCGAUUCCGAUCAAAAUCGACCAAACAAGGGCCUCCAACCUUCCAAGCAGCAACCCCUCACCGUUGCUUGAAUUUCAGAUGUCCUGACAUGAAGAGCGGAGUAGGUUUUGUCAUGGCUUUGAUUUAUCAUACCAUCACAUAUAUUGUUUUGCAGAUAGGAAUUCUUGGUAUUUUUGAUGGAGAAAUGGAGAAAUGAAUAAUAUGAUAGAUUUAUAUUACCGCAAGAAUACUAUUGUUAUUUGCUCUUCUGAAGGGAAGAGGGAGCCAAGAUUCUUGCCAUUGAACUUUGAUACGAUAUCAUGUCAAUUAUCUGGUGUGAAACAUAUCGUUGUAAUAGACUUCUUAAUACCACCCGUUUACAGAAUUAUAUCAGCUACUUAUGUGCUAA